AGGCUUCUCCACUCUUCUCCAUAUCAAAACCAAUUUCUCCUCAUUUUCCAUUAAUUAUAAUUACCUUCUCCCCUAAACGAACAAAGAGUAAUUAACAAAUAAUAUGCCUCUUAGGGUCAGACCCUUAUCUCUCCUCUUCCUCAUGCUAAUUGUUUGUUCGUCAUCAUCAGCUAUAGUGAAAGGCUCUAUCCAGCUUGAAGGCGCAAAGAUGCAUGAGAGUUUCAUGCUUUACAAGAGCGAGGAGAUGGAAGUGAAGAAGAUCUCGAGCUACAGGAAGCUGAUGUUCCACUCGACUACGGACUACGACGACGCAGGAGCCAACCCUAAGCACGACCCAAGAAGGAGGCCCGGAGGCAAGCCUUGAAGCAUUCAACACACGAUUCUCUCUCUCGCUCUCUCUAUAUAAAUUAGCCAAUAUAUAAACACAUGCACUGGUCUCUAUAUAUACAAGUGUAUGUAGCCUAUUCUGACAUUUUGUUUGGGGAAGAGAUCGGUGUACAAUACCCUUCGGAAAUGCUUCGUGAAAGGGGCACUAGUUUUCAUCAUAUAGACUACUAAACAUGAAUUAACUAUUAUCAUCUUGUUGAACAAAAAAAAAAACUAUUAUCAUCUUAUUUUAUUGACA
Messenger RNA from Raphanus sativus (radish), 625 nucleotides. RefSeq lists its product as uncharacterized. NCBI's taxonomy places the organism in Eukaryota, Viridiplantae, Streptophyta, Magnoliopsida, Brassicales, Brassicaceae. The transcript is spliced from 3 exons. The record is from RefSeq and is a predicted model, not a curated record. The coding region runs from base 104 to 364 and encodes 86 amino acids.